Messenger RNA from Danio aesculapii, 11998 nucleotides. RefSeq names its product ankyrin repeat domain 52a (gene ankrd52a). The record is from RefSeq and is a predicted model, not a curated record. Lineage: Eukaryota; Metazoa; Chordata; Actinopteri; Cypriniformes; Danionidae. The transcript is spliced from 28 exons. Bases 140 to 3355 code for a protein of 1071 amino acids. Gene Ontology annotation, molecular function: protein binding.
UGGUGUCGCUAUUUUCAACUGCCUCACCAGCUAAAGACUCACUCAUCACGUCUAUAAUCGCAACACAAGAUUGUCGUCUUGGUUUCCCAGCCUCAAUUCCUUACUGAUGAGGGACUUUCGGCCCGACUGACGCAGGGAGAUGGGGGUACUCAACAUUUCAGACCAGCCGCCUCUGGUCCAGGCCAUAUUUAACCGAAAUGCAGAUGAAGUGAAGUUAUUUUUGCACAAGAAAGAUGAAGUCAAUGCACUGGACCAAGAGCGCCGCACACCUCUUCAUGCUGCUGCCUGGCUGGGGGAUGUACAUAUAAUGGAUCUUCUCAUCAGUGCAGGUGCGAAUGUCAAUGCAAAGGACCACGUGUGGCUAACACCAUUGCACAGAGCAGCUGCUUCCAGAAACGAGAGGGCUGUGGGGCUGCUGCUGAGAAAGGGAGCUGACGUGACGGCACGGGAUAAGUACUGGCAGACACCACUGCACAUUGCAGCAGCGAACCGAGCCACGCGUUGCGUCGAGACCCUGCUGCCCCAUGUGAGCAGCCUGAAUAUGGCCGACCGCACGGGCAGAGCUCCACUGCAUCAUGCUGCUCAAAGUGGAUACCAGGAGAUGGUUAAAUUGCUGCUGAACAAGGGAGCCAAUCUGAGUGCCAGUGACAAGAAGGACAGGCAGCCCAUUCAUUGGGCAGCUUACCUUGGACAUCUGGAGGUGGUUAAGUUGCUGGUGUCUCAGGGCUCAGAUAAGAGCUGUAAGGAUAAGCGAGGAUACACCCCUCUUCACGCUGCUGCUGCCAGUGGCCACGUCGAUGUGGUCAAAUACCUGUUACGCAAUGGAGCCGAGAUCGAUGAGCCUAAUGCCUUUGGAAACACUGCUCUCCAUGUGGCCUGUUACACGGGACAGGAGGCCGUAGCCAACGAGUUGGUCAACCGUGGGGCCAAUGUCAACCAGCCCAACCACCGUGGCUACACCCCCCUGCACCUUGCUGCCGUGUCCACCAAUGGGGCUCUUUGCCUGGAGCUGCUGGUCAACAACGGUGCUGAUGUCAACAUGCAGAGUAAAGAAGGGAAAAGCCCUUUGCACAUGGCAGCCAUUCAUGGACGUUUCACUCGCUCUCAGAUCCUCAUUCAAAAUGGUGGGGAGAUAGACUGUGUGGACAGAUAUGGCAAUACUCCUCUUCAUGUUGCUGCUAAGUACGGCCAUGAGCUGCUUAUUAGCACCUUAAUGACAAACGGUGCUGAUACAGCCAGACAAGGGAUUCAUGGGAUGUUCCCUCUACACUUAGCUGUGCUCUACGGGUCCUCUGACUGUUGUCGUAAGCUACUUUCCUCAGGUCAGCUCUAUAGCAUUGUGUUGUCAAUGAGUAAGGAACACGUGCUCUCGGCCGGAUUUGACAUCAACACCCCAGACAACUUUGGGAGGACCUGUCUACACGCUGCUGCCUCUGGAGGAAAUAUUGAAUGUCUCAACCUGCUCUUAAGCAGUGGAGCUGACAUGAAUAAGAAGGACAAGUUCGGAAGGACUCCUUUGCACUAUGCGGCUGCUAAUGGCAGGUAUCAGUGUGUGGUGGUUCUGGUUGGAGCAGGGGCGGAGGUCAAUGAGCGGGACCGCUCCGGCUGUACACCUCUACACUACUCUGCUGCAUCAACUGCAUUCUGCAGAACGGACAGACCCCAUGCCAGCACUCAUCAGAACCAAGAGGAUGGGGAGAAGGAAUCCUUUCUGUGUGUGGAGCAUUUGUUGGACAAUGGUGCUGAUCCAUGUUUGUGCAACACUAAAGGGUACAGUGCUGUGCAUUAUGCUGCGGCCCACGGAAACAAGCAAAACCUGGAGCUGCUUUUGGAGAUGUGCUUCAACACACUAGGAGACAAAGAGAGCAAUGGGUCCAUCAGCCCACUACACUUGGCGGUGGAGUCGGGUCACUGGGAGUGUGUGACGGUGUUAAUAGAGUCUGGAGUGUGUGUGGAUGUGUGUGACCCGGUGGGCCGCUCUGUGCUGUAUUUGGCUUCCCAAAGAGGACACAGCCGCUGCGUUGAGCUCCUGCUCAGCCAAUCAGCUUCCUGCCUCCUUGCAGAGCACCGCAGCAAAUGGGGCCCUCUUCAUGUUGCAGCUGCCAACGGCCACUCUGAAUGUCUGCGGUUGCUGUUGUGUAGUGAAGGGGGAGCCGACCUGGUUAAUGUUACAGAUGCGGAGGGGCAAACUCCACUAAUGCUGGCGGUGCUGGGGGGACACACUGACUGUGUGCAUCUGCUGCUGGAGAGAGGAGCUUGUCCUGACAUGAAAGACAGGAGAGGAAGAACAGCCUUACACAGAGGGGCGGUGAUGGGUCGAGAGGACUGUUUAACCGCCCUGCUGUCCCACAACGUCUCAGUCCUUAGCAGAGAUUUCCAGGGGCGAAGCGCGCUCCAUCUGGCUGCCUCUUGCGGUCAUGCCGACAUCCUCUCCAACCUUCUUUCUGCUGCUGAUCACUCCCAACCCCAAGACCCACUCACUGACCGCCACGGCUACACACCCGCUCACUGGGCAGCCUAUCACGGUCAUGAAGACUGUUUGGAAGUUUUACUUGAACUUAAACCAUGUAGUAUCCAGGAGGGAAACCCCUUCACCCCACUGCACUGUGCUCUCAUUAAUGGCCAUAGUGGUUCUGCAGAGCUGCUGUUGGAAUCCAGUGUUUGUAAUUCGCUGGUAAACAUCAGGGAUGCCAAAGGAAGGACCCCACUUCACGCGGCCGCAGUUGCGGAGGACGUGGCUGGGCUGCAGCUGGUUCUGCGGCAAGGAGCAGACAUCGAUGCCGUGGACCACUCAGGCCGUUCUGCACUGAUGGUGGCUGCCGACUAUGGCCAAAGUGGUGCCGUGGCCCUGCUGCUGCACAGAGCCAAAGCUGAUCUGUCCCUCCUGGAUGUGAAUAAGAACACUGCCCUGCACCUGGCCUGCAGCAAGGCUCAUGAAAUGUGUGCCAUGCUGAUCUUGAAGGAGAUCCACAACCCUAUCCUCAUUAAUGCAACCAACAGUAUGCUUCAGAUGCCCCUUCACAUUGCCGCCAGGAAUGGUUUGGCCACUGUGGUUCAGGCUUUGCUGAAUCGUGGUGCCACCGUGCUGGCAGUGGAUGAAGAAGGUCAUACGCCAGCCCUGGCCUGUGCAUCCAAUAAAGCUGUUGCUGACUGCCUAGCUCUCAUUCUGUCAACCAUGAAGCCUUCCUCCUCCACAGCCUCUUCAUCCUCGCCCUCUUCGCCCAGCCUCAACCUGCUCAAGCACUGUGGCAUCACCGCCGCCUGCCCCCCUCUGCCCAAUGGAGGCCUUCGCCAUGGUUACGGCAAAGAUCGCCAUGGUGCUACCAUCGGCUUGGAUGGCUGCUUGACCGAGUGAGGCGUUCUUACUCGCUAAAAAAAAAAUCGCGUGGUCGCUUGGUUUGGUCCUCUCUACACACCUAGAUAAACCUAUAUGCAAUUACAGCCACACAUCCCUCCUGUGCCAGUAUCGAAGCUUUUCUUAACGUCUCCAUAGAGAGCGAACAUGAGAGGACGAGUUUAGCUAUUUAUUUUGUAUUUAUUUUCCCCUACUUUCCCGUUCCACCCCCUCAUCUUAGAUACUGUCCAUUCAAUACAAGUCUAAUAAGUCUAAAAAUCUGAAUCUAAGCCAUCUAUUCGAACCAGUAUCCAUCACUGGCGAGUCAGUCCUUUUCUUUCUUUCUCCAUUUCGCUUGAAUGGACUCAUGUUAGAGUUAUGCAGCUGUGUGUCUUCAUGGUAACAGUGAUAAUAGAUGGGUUUUCAUAUCAUGCCUCCUAUUUGCGUGACGCUGUGGCCUUGCAUAGGAAUUUACAGCCUGCCCUGAGGAACAAUUUAAACGGGUUACACUAGAUUUGCAUGAAUUUGCGGGACCAUGUAUUUGAUAGUGGUCUUGUUUGUGUGUGUGGUUGAGUGAAAGUGUGUACGAAUGUGUGCGCGCGUUUGUGUAUGUGUGACAUCCACUUUUGCGCAGCAGUCCAAGUUUUUCAUCCCAUACUUGAUUCAUGCGUUUCGAGGUUUUUAUGUGAGGUGCAAUCUGAUUUAGCACAGAUCAGGAAAAAAAACUAAACAAACAACCUAACAGAAUCUUUUUGACAGAAGGGAAACCAUACUACCUUAAGCCAAAAGACCAAUGACCUCCUGGAUUCGAGAGGUCUGAUUAUAUAUAAUGUUUGUUUACUGUUAGAGAGAAAAGGGAUCGCGUUCGGAUGGGCUUUGAGGUGGUUAAAUUGAAAUUAGGUUUACAAUGAAGGUAUUAGGUAGUCCUGAUCACUGUUUGUAGGUGGGCAGAAGAAAGAGGAGUAUAAGUGUCAUUAUUUGGGGGUGUUUUAAAACAUUAUGAUGAUAUUACACUAAGGAAGUAUAGAAAGCACAAACGUCAUCACAGAUGCAAUCGUCAUACACAGUACUUGCUCCUUAGGACUUUCGCUUUAAUUUAUUUUUGAAUUUUUUAUUUUUUUUGGAUCAUCGUAUAUCUUCAUUUAAAUCUCCUGCUUUGUUAGUUGAAGUUUCUAAUAUUUAGCGUGGAGUUGCUUUCACGGUGCCUACUGAAUUUAGUUUUGUCUAUCUAGGAUCCGAUCAGUUCAACAACACAAUAUGCGCUCCCUCUGAGUCAUCAAAAUGGUGCUUUGACCAGAGAAACUUGGGUUGAGUAUUUCACUAUAAUCCGUUAUGAACUAAUUUCUGAUGAACAUGUGAUUCUUAUAUCAGAACCCACUUGGGUUGUUUUAGACUCUGGGGGAGUGUAUAGGUUGACUUGAAGUGUUGAAGCUGAUCGGGUGUUUUUUUAUGUUUGUUUAUGUUGUUGGGGAGCAGUCAUGCGUAUGACCAAAGUUGAACGAUUUCUAAAUACCAUUUAUUAGGAACUAAUAGAUAUCCAAAAAAUAAUAAUAUUCACCCUUGCUCUUUACAAAAUGCUUCCUUAUUGCCAAAGGUAGAUUAAUUAAAGUUAAGAUUGUGCUUCCAUUAGGUUUUUGCACCUAAACACAAAAUAAGAACAUGUGAGUGAGUGUUUGAAACAUCCCUUUUUUUUGUUUGUACACAACAAACAGGCAAUAUAUGCUCAGUCAGUAAUGAGACAAUCAGUUGAAAGGGCUUUUAAUUUUGCCAAUAAUUUUUUAAAAUUACAUUUUCCCCCCGAAUUAGACAGCUGUAUAAAUCUAUACCCCCUUAAAUUCAAGACAUCUACAAACUGAUGCAUAUUCAGGCAUGAAAUGUGUGGUUCUCAGUUAUUUUUCAUUACAUUAUAUCAGGCGCUUAGUGAUGUAGAGUAGCUUCGAAGUAUUGUAACAUUACCUGAUGUUUUAUUGGUGAAUGAAGUUGCGUAGACAAACAAAAUGGUAACGUUAGAUGUUUAAAGGCUGUGUGGAGAGCGUAUUUAUACUGAUUUAUGACCUCUUCGUCAUGAUAAUGACAAGUUUUGGCUGCUUAAACGAGUUUCUCCGCUCCACGCAGGCCUGAUUUAAAGCACUUGCUUGUUAAGGAACAAAAAAAAAAUGAAUAAAACAAAAUAAAAAAAUGCGCUUUUGCAUCUGUCACAAGCUGUAAAUGGGCUAAUAUCUGACCUCUACUUGCAAGAGUACAAACAUGCAUGUCUGCAAAUUAGAUUAGUGGAAUUAUACCGCAGUGUUUUUGCCUGAGAAAUGGGCAAGAUGUGGGAGUUUAGUUCAAGCUUAUUUACCUCAUCAAGUACAAUGACUUUUGCUGCGGUUUGGUGUAGGAGAGGUAACGCGUGUGUGUAGACAGCACAGGGUACGAUAAUGAAGUGCAAGUUGAUGAUGAGCUUGAAGUUAUUUGCACUGUCAGUUAUACUGCUUGUAGUUGUAGUACAAAAAAAUGGUUAUUUAUCAAUUUUAGUCUAGCCAGUCAUACCACAUGUAGUUGAGUCGGAAAACAAGUGCCCAUUGAGCCUGUGAUUUAGUACAUUUCAUUUGGUGCAAGAAAACUGCUGCUUUCGAUUGUAUUUUGGAGCUCUUUUUUUCUAUUUAUUAGCGAUAAUUCUUAUCCAGCCAAAACAAACUAAAACGUACUUGUUUUAAUUCCUCAAAUUUCUAAUCGUCUUAUUGGCAUUGCACUAAAAUUGUUUCGUCGUCGAAUGUACGCCGUGAUGGUAGCAGCUUGUUUCGAUGUUGGUAAAAAUCUUGUAUGCAGUAGAUAGCAAUUAAAUAAUUCACUUGACAACUUUGGAACUGAACCCUUUUAGAACUUUUAAUAGACUUUGGUGUUCUGUGUGUGAACAAUAAGGGAACUGGUCACAAAGUGGCAAGACUUCUUUUUUAGGGUAGAAAAUAACUGAUAAGGGGAGUUUCCUCCCGAAAAUAAAUCAUUUAGUGCCAUAACUUCAUUUUCCUUUCUCAUUUUGAUACGUUUGUAAAAUGUGAGUGAGUGAUUCCUUGGGUUCAGUUUUUGAGUGUGCGUCAAGACCAUUACCAAAAAAUAAAAAAAGACAAAAAUUGCAAGCUAACAUAAGCUAUCGUGCCCAUUACAUAUAUUUUUGGAGAUCCUCAUUUGGUGUGCUGAUUAUUGUAUAAUGCCAGUACGUUCACAAUCAGACUGUCUCAAAUUGCCAGUUUAUUCAUAACUAAGCUAUAAUGAAGGGCUGGUUAGCCCUUGGUGGAGUUCAUCUCCAUCUGUUGAAGUGAAAGCUUUCAUGGCUAAGCUGUGAUUUAGCAUUUGCCCUCAUCAAUUAAAAAGCCGGAUUGAAUCAUCUUGUCAACGGCUCUUUCUAAUCUAAUAUUUUAUGAAUAUUCCAUUGUACUCGAUCAUACCAUUGAUAAUUUGUGGUUUAUUUCUACACAGUGGAAUUAUGAAACGCCUUAAUUUCAUUAAUAAAAACGAAGGGCAAAUUUGAACCAAAAUGAUGCGUUUACCUAGCUUUUCUCCUUUUAUUCUGGAUCAACAAAUUGUGCAGUUUUAAAGAGCUCUUGUUUUUGUUUUGUUUUUUACGCAACUUUGCUAUGAAGGGCCAGCUUUCAUUGCCUGUUGACCAAGCUAUAAUGGUUGCAGUUACUUGCAGGCAGUUGGAAACUAGAGUCGUCUAAUAAUUGUAACCAUUUUGUUGGAAAGCAGAUUAAUUGUAGCUAAUUCAGUGUCCUUAUUGUAUGUCCAUCCUUGCAUUUUUGUAUUGAUAUAUAAUUUUGUUUUCUUUUCGCAAAGGUAUUAAUGGCUGAUAGAAUGUCUGAUUUACCUCAGCGGACCUCGGCGUCCCUACUACUUGAAGACACAUCCAUUUAAGGCAAUACUCAAAACACCCGUUUCAUUUAACCUAUCUCCCAACUUUUUGCCUUAAGAGGAAACGGUAUAGUUCAGCAGUCGCAGCACUUGAGAGAUUUUGUCGUUAACCUGGGAUCUCAUUUGGGUGAGAUUCAAAAGAAGCACACUGUUCUAUAGGUUGUUUUGCUGAAAGAUGUACCAUUAUGGCUUCCGGCCUCAAAAUAAUCAUUUUUCAUGGAAUUUAGACGUUUUUGCACUAGAGCAUAGAUAAAAUUGAGUGUCUUUUUGUUUAAUACGUGUGUGUCAAAUAUUUGGAGAGGAUCAAAUUUGACAGUACAAUAACAAAAGAAAAUCUUUGAGGGAAAAUAGCUAGAUAAUGUUGGAUUUAGAAGUUUUAAAUGAAGUGUCCAAACUGAUCAUUACUUAAAUAAUUUAAAAUCAGUUUUGAAACACUUGAUAAGAUUUGGAAAUACAUUGGAGGAAAAAAAAGUAAAUAUAAUCAUCCAAUGAUGAAUUCUUUUAUAGACGGUAUAUUUUAUCCCCAUUUUUCUGUCUAUUGAUUGAAACAUUUAGUGAGUAAUAAUGUAUGUGAUGUUAAUGCAAAUCUUUCUAACAAGGUAAGAGCACAAGAUGUGCUGUAUGUAAUUCUUCAAAACGUGUGGUUUGAAUUGCCUAGACGUGGCAGUCUUACCUCAUCAACUAGCUGUCCUUAAAAUCUAUCGUGCUCCAUAUACUGGUACAUGACAUUUGGGGGGCUUUUAGUUCCGCAUGCACCAUGCAACUGGAAUCCCAAGGUCACGUUCGAGGCCUUAAAAUGGAAAACGUCAGCAUUUUCAAAGGGGUGCUCUUGAACUUAGAUGAUGUCCUUCACCUUGGCUUAGUGUUACUUCAUGUUUUCACUUGGUAAGCGCUAAUAGUUCAAAUUGUAAAUCUGUAAGCGAAUGAUCUAAUCACAAAGAAAAAAAAAAGCUGCUUUUUGUUGUUCUCGCCAGCAGCUUGUUUUCAUAAGGCUAGUUAGAAGACCACCGGAGCCUGACUGAAUGGCUGAUCUGACAGGGCACAUAGGGAUCCCUUUAAAAUACAUUUUCAUAUUUAAAAAAAAAAAAUUGUAAAAGCUAUGCAGGAGUUUUCUUUCUUUUUAUCUCACGGAGUUGCAUAGUGCCAUCAGAGAUGGCCCAUUGACCGACCGAUCGAUCACGGACCUUCAGAAGUUCAUCUGUAAAUCUUAACACCGACCUUACUUGCUUGUUGGCUUGGGUUGAGAGAAAACAUGACUGCUUUGCGUGGCAUGCUGCUAUUUCUUUGGAGUCUGUAAGCAUCUCUUCAUCAUCUCUUUAAAGUACUACACUUUGUGAUGAGUAUAUGUGGGAUUGUGCCUUUUGUUAUCAAGUACAUGCCACAGGGUAUGGUCUUCCAUUAACACCUUUAGUGAGCCUUAUGAAUGAACAACUGUUGUACGUUUUCCGAAAUAGCCACCAUCUACGUGGUUUGUCGUUUUGAGCCGCGAUUUAAAAUUUGUCGCAACACCGCUGAUAAAUAACAUAACCUUCAAAAAAAAAAAAACAUUUGAUCGGUUCUAGCUAGUGACCUGUAUGGAAUAAAAACGUGUUUAGUUUUUACAAAGUGUGAACUCUUUAGUGAAGUAGACGUGUGCCGUGUCGUUUUCGUGUGGUAAUGCAUUGGAGAUUAGUUGUAACCCAGUGUCUUGUAGAAUGUUGGCAUGACUCCUUUUCUGUAUGUUGUAUUGACGUCAAAGUAUCCACCUGAAAUGGACUGAAGUGCAAUAAACUUUUUUUUUUGUGCGCCAUAGUAUCCUUAAUGGAGGAAAAUGCCCUCUUAUGUCAUCCAUCUUUUUUUUUCUGUCAUUGUUGUCAUCAUUUUUUUGUUUUUUGUUUGUUUUUUUUAAGCAGGGUAUGUAAUUUCACUUUCUUUUUGGAUUGUACAAAUUUGAACUCCUUCCUGCUUUGCCUCCAUAAGUGGCACUUUCUUGUAGAAUGUACAAUGGACUUGGUGGAAACUGUGAUAGGUGUCAAAGCCUUAUCGAUACUUUGCUCACUGGAAAGAUGGCAUUUCUGUUUGUUCGAUAGGUCAGAGAGUGCCGUUUUCUGUGUACCUUCUUCAGCGCCACUUUAAAGUCCGUGUCUGCUUUUGUGGCAUGUUAAGCAUUUGUGUAUAUGUGUGUGGGGGGGGGGCCGUUCAUUUACCUCGAAUCAAUUGAUUUGAUACCAAAAGCAAUCGCAUAGAUUUCAAGUGAUUUUCAGAUUAGAGAUGCGAGAGUAGAUGAUUUGGAAACGGUAUCUUGAAUGUCGUCAGUUAAAUAUAUAUGCAGGGUUUUAUUUCUCCCCACACAGCAUUUGAACUUUGGGCCAUAUGUUAUGCGGUACCAAAGAUCGUUUCCAAUUUCUUUUUUUGGAAUUAUUCGUCAUCCAGAUCCCAGUAAUCGUUGUUUAAUGUCUUUUGUAAAACAUAAUGAAACAUUCCUUUAGAAUUUCAUUGUACAAAAGUUGGCAGCCAAUACCAGAAGUCAUCGUAAUCUUUUAAGGUCCAUGAUUUUGGCCUCAAGCAAUCAAUGAUUUCAUAUUUGAUAUCACAGGGAGCACACCGAAUAAAGUAAUUCACAACGUAGGACCAAUGUUUGUCUCUGUUUGAGAUGGCCACUUGAUUUUCACUCAAGAACAAGCAAUACAAGUAUCAAGAGACAAUUGUAUAUUUCUAAAGAUUUGUUGGCUCUGGCUGCUUUUGGCCUGGCUAUGUAAUCUGUGGCACCUUAGGUUAACACCCUCUUCUUGUAACUGAAACCAACAUAAAGAGAUUUCAGUGCUGAGAGAGCCUUAUUUCAGUCAAACUGAAUGUGAAUUGGAUGCGUGCAGGAUUUGGCCAUUUCGAAGCGACUGGCUUUAAUCGAACAGACUUCCUGUGUUCUUCGUUUGAAUCCAGUUUCACUAGGACCCACCGUCUUUAAGACUUUCCAAAAGAUUGCUGUUACAAAAAAAGAAAUGAAUAAAUAAAUACUACACGGUGACUGUUUCCAUUGGCGAAACGCAGAACCAAACGGUUGCAUUAGUUUCUGAUAAAACAGGGUUACGGUCACUGCUUCCAAGCAUGCCAAGUAUUUGACUCAUCACGAUGAAGGAAAUGUGACCCUGGUUUGUUUAAAAAAAAAAAGAAAAAAAAAAAGCCACAAAUCUGCACUAUUUACUCCAGCGUUGCUCGUUUCGACGAUGGAAAUGGCCACAAUCGUGUAGGACAGCACCCAGUGUGUGUGUGUUAUGCGUCUGAUUGCGACAAGCAGGGGUCAUAUCAACCCUGUAUACCUCAUCGACAUAUCUGCAAAUAUUCUUAUCCUGUCUUUAAGUUGAAGUGUAGGAGAUAUACCAUCACCAGCAGAAGCCUGGGACCAUUGCAGGGUCUACCACAUCACACCGAUCCCAUACAUCAACCAAUAAGAUCAGCACUUGCUUGCGCUAGAAACGCCGCUUUUUUUUAGCCUGUCCCAUACCCCACACAAUGGUUUAGAAUUAGCGAAAAACGUGAGGCAUUUUAAGUAGCAUUAUCCUACCUCUGUUACAGCUUGAUGCAUUGAAAUCUCCACCAGUUGUUGACAAAUGGAAAUCUAUAUGUAUAUGGAACAGAUAAAUAUAUAUAUAUAUAACUUAUAACCAACAAUCGGUGAUAUAAGACAGCAGUUAGCAUACUUGACUGUGUGUCGGUCUGUGUGUAACAUGAUAUUUGUGAGUGUAUACACAACAGACUACCACUGGAAUGUGAAGCCAGACUGUAUUAUGAUAUUUUGUGUGUGUGUGUGCGCGCGUUGUUUUCCAUUUCUCCAACUUUCUCCAAUUAGAUUUCAAAUGAUGUCAUAUGUGUCUUGCCUCUAUCGCUUCUUUUGGUCUUUUUUUUUUUUGUUGUUGUUGACAAAACAGGGACAAAAUAUCAGCCUAUACUAGCUGGCAUUUACAUUUGUACUCUCCUUUUCCCUUUGUCUCUUUCACGUUCACUUCUAAAUGUUCACUGUGAGCGCUCUGAACUCAAGUUUACAGCUCUUCAUGGUAUGUACGUGCAUCUGGUCGAGUUCAGUAGAGUGCGUGGAUGGUUGUAUGACUUUGGUACUGAAGCAACAACUCAAUUUUCUACUGGUGGUGGGGGUUUGAAAGGGGGUCGGUUUGGUUUUGAGUUUAUGCACCUUCAUUCUGUACUAAAACGUGUGUAUAUAUGGGGUCUGUUGAGUUCCCUAGCCUUACGCCCUUCCGAAUACACUACGCCGGCCACUGGCUAAUGUGCGUUAGCUAUCCACCACCCUGCCAACUUUGUACCUCUGUACAUAUCCAUUUUGGACCUGGGGGGCGAAUUCGGUGGAUUCUGCCUGAAUCAGUCAGGACGGUCCCCCCGUGACCUCUCCCCCUCCUAGACCCGAGGAAGGAGAACCCUCACCCUUUCAACCCCACGAAAAGACCUCAAGCCAUUCAUUUCCUUAUGUGACAAUGCAAUCCUGAAAGCACUUUGCCUUGUUAAUUCAUAGUAUGAGCUUGUGAAUGGUUACUUGUUACUAACAGAUGUGAAACUCUGUACGUGUAUUUAAGUAAGGAAGAACAUAAUCAUUUUUAAUUUGAGCUUAUUAAAAACGAAUUGGUCUCUCUGACUUUAAAGACAAAAAAAAAGCUACAAAAACUAAAUAAAAAUCCCAUAUGUUUUUGUUAGUCAGGUUCAUGAACUGCUGCAGCCAGUAGGUCUUGUCAUUCAGUAUCGUGGCUUAGAAUUGGUAAUGUUGAAAUAAAAUGCUAUUGCUACAUA